AUGACAGAAUUUCAUGUUGAUCAUAUCAAAGAACUUAAAGAUUUAGAAGAAUUGAAAUAAUGGUCUAAACCUUGUAGUUCCUUAUAAGAACAAUUAAUUCAAUCAAUCAAUUAUUACAAUAACAUUUUAAAUCUACUUACAAUUAUAAAAAACAAUCUAUAAUUUGAUAGCUUUAUAGAAAUAUCUUUACUUAAUUUGUAAGAUCUAGAUAAUCAUAUCAAUAAAUUGAUUAACAUAAGAUCAAUCGAAGAAUUUAUAUAAGAUAUUCAUCUAAAUUCACAAGAUCAAUUUUUAAAAGUGGAAUAUUGGUGUAAAAAUAUUAAUUCUUUUUAAAGUAUUAUUAUUUUCAUUUAUCAUUAGAAAAUAAAUAAAACUAUUAUAAUGAACCAAAUAUAUAAUCUGAUGAAAAAUAAUCUAUAAUUACAGAUAUCAAAUAAGUAAAUUAAAAUGAAACUGAUUCUAAUUCACCUUCUAAAAUAAAUGAAAAUAAUGAACCUAGAAUAAGAAAUUCAGAAUUUUAAAGACCAAAUUUAUAAAAGAUUUAAAAUUCUUAGAUAAGAGCAUAAUCAUCUAAUAAUCCUUCAAAAUAAUCUAAAAUAAUUAUAUAAUAAAUUACAGAUUAAAAAGACACUUCAAAAUAGAUUGGAUUCAGAUUCUCAUAAACUUUAAAAUUUGAAAGAAUAAAAUUAACAAAUGAAGGCAAAAUAGCAACAGGUUGUGGUGGAUUUGUUCUUUGUGAACCUUCAAUUCCAAAAGAAGGAAAAAGUUCAUUUAAAAUUAGGAUCGACAAAUGUGAUUAAAUAUAUAUUGGAGUUUGUAACAAAUAUUAUUAAUAGGCAUAUUAAUUUGAACCUAUUUUAUAAUAAUUUGAUAAACAUGGGUAAUAAAUUUGAUAAUAUAUUUAUAAAUUAGAUCUUAUUUAAUUAACAAUCUUGGAUAAGUAUAUUGUUGUAAAGAUGAGAAAUUAAACAAUGUUUAAAAAUCAUUUAAAUUUUAAUCAUAUGAUGUUAUAUGUAUGAUUGUUGAUUAUGUAUCUAAAUGUAUAGAAUGGAAAUAAGAGAUAAAGAAAUCAAUGUUUUAUGUAUGAUUAAUAGAUUGAUAUAAUAGAAAAUGAAUUUUGAUAGUAAUGAAGAAUUGUAUGUGUGUGUAAAAUUUUAAAAAAAGAAUUUCUCAAAUGCUUCUUCAGUAGAAAUUGUGAGUUAUGAAUUAAAUAAGUGA
Messenger RNA from Paramecium sonneborni, 1218 nucleotides. The record is from the annotation of a GenBank genome assembly. NCBI's taxonomy places the organism in Eukaryota, Ciliophora, Oligohymenophorea, Peniculida, Parameciidae.